Molecule: messenger RNA, 3467 nt
Organism: Camarhynchus parvulus
Lineage: Eukaryota; Metazoa; Chordata; Aves; Passeriformes; Thraupidae
Gene: SLC9A2
Product: solute carrier family 9 member A2
Exons: 12
Coding region: 129-2420 (763 amino acids)
Biological process (GO): sodium ion transport; proton transmembrane transport; regulation of pH
Cellular component (GO): membrane
Molecular function (GO): sodium:proton antiporter activity
Source: RefSeq, a predicted model, not a curated record
CGCGGCCCCCGCGCCCCGCCGCGCCUCUGCCGCCGCUGCCCGCGCUGCUGCCCGUGCUGGCGGCGCUGGCGGCCGGCGCGGCGGAGGCGCGGGCCACCUCGGAGGGGCAGCUGCCCGGCGCCGCGGCGAUGGGCACCGGCACCCCUCCGAGCCCCAGCGGCACCGCUUUCGAGGAGACGCGGCUCCACGUCUUCACCCUGGACUACCCCCACGUGCAAAUCCCCUUCGAGAUCACCCUCUGGAUCCUGCUGGCCUCCCUCGCCAAGAUCGGCUUUCAUCUCUAUCACAAGUUGCCCUCAAUAGUACCUGAAAGCUGUCUCCUUAUCCUGGUUGGAUUGCUUCUUGGUGGGAUUAUUUUUGGAGCAGAGGAGAAGUCCCCACCUGUAAUGAACAGUGAUGUGUUUUUCUUGUAUCUGUUACCACCUAUUGUACUUGACGCUGGAUAUUUUAUGCCAACUCGUCUUUUCUUUGAGAACUUUGGUACCAUAUUCUGGUAUGCUGUGGUGGGCACGCUCUGGAAUGCCAUCGGCAUUGGAAUUUCCCUGUAUGGAAUUUGCCAGAUCAGUGCAUUUGGUUUGACUGACAUCACUUUGCUGCAGAAUUUGCUCUUUGGCAGCCUCAUUUCAGCUGUGGAUCCUGUGGCGGUGCUGGCUGUCUUUGAAAAUAUCCAUGUCAACGAGCAGCUUUAUAUCCUGGUCUUUGGAGAGUCUUUGCUAAAUGAUGCUAUAACUGUGGUCCUGUACAAUUUGUUCAAGUCUUUCUGCCAGAUGCGCACAAUUAAGGUUAUUGACAUAUUCGCUGGGAUUGCUAACUUCUUUAUAGUGGGGAUCGGUGGAGUAUUGAUUGGAAUCCUUUUGGGAUUUGUAGCAGCCUUUACCACCCGUUUCACCCAUAAAAUCCGAGUGAUUGAGCCACUCUUUGUCUUCCUGUACAGUUACUUGUCAUACAUAACAGCCGAAAUGUUUCAUCUCUCGGGCAUCAUGGCGAUUACAGCUUGUGCCAUGACCAUGAAUAAAUAUGUGGAGGAAAAUGUUUCUCAGAAAUCCUACACAACGAUAAAAUAUUUCAUGAAGAUGCUGAGCAGUGUCAGUGAGACUUUAAUCUUCAUCUUCAUGGGUGUGUCUACAGUUGGGAAGAACCAUGAGUGGAACUGGGCCUUUGUUAGCUUCACCCUCCUCUUCUGUUUAAUCUGGAGGGCACUGGGUGUUUUUGUUCUGACUCAGAUCAUUAAUGUAUUCCGGACAAUACCUCUCACUUUCAAGGACCAAUUUAUUAUUGCCUAUGGAGGUCUCCGAGGAGCAAUUUGUUUUUCACUUGUAUUUCUGCUUCCCCCUGCUGUGUUUCCCAGGAAGAAAUUGUUCAUCACUGCUGUUAUCGUGGUGAUAUUCUUUACUGUUUUCAUUCAGGGAAUAACAAUCCGCCCACUUGUGGAGUUUCUUGAUGUCAAAAGGUCAAAUAAAAAGCAGCCUGCUGUCAGUGAGGAGAUUUAUAACAGGUUCUUUGACCACGUGAAGACUGGAAUUGAAGAUGUGUGUGGACACUGGGGUCACAACUUUUGGAGAGAUAAGUUUAAAAAGUUUGACAAUAAAUACCUGCGAAGACUUCUAAUCCGUGAGAACCAGCCCAAAUCCAGCAUUGUUUCUUUGUACAAGAAGCUAGAGAUCAAGCAUGCCAUAGAGAUGGCAGAGAGUGGGAUGAUAAGCAAGGUGCCAUCAUCGGUGUCUCUCAGUGACUAUCAUGAAGGAAAGAUAAAGCCCCUUUCUCCCACUGAAAUGGAAAACAUGCGAGAAAUAUUAACAAAGAAUCUCUACCAAAUACGACACCGAACAAUGUCCUACAACCGACAUAGCCUGGCUGCAGAUGCGAGUGAGAAGCAGGCCAAAGAAAUUCUGAUCCGUCGCCGGCACAGCCUGCGGGAGAGCCUGAGGAAAACCAACAGCCUGUCAAGGGAAAGACCGGCUGCAGCAAAUACAAAAAGAUUCCUUUCGCUUCCUAAAAACACUAAACUCCCAGAGAAACUACGAGUGAGAAACAAAACAUCUUCCAGAGUGGGUGACAGCAGUGACUCUGAGCUGGAUGCUGCUACCACAGUGCUCAAUCUAAGGCCCAGAGCAGGGAAAAUCUUGAGAGACCAGAGACUGAGACAACAGAGGCCACUACCUGAGUUUAGGGUGGAGUGGAAGAACGAAGUUGAUGGGAGCCAGGACGGACGGGGAGAGCAGCAGGACCCAAGCACCUUGCCUCAGCCAUCCAUUGGGUUCAGGCAGCCACUGCUGACCAGACCAAGAUUUGGCACUUUGAGCAGGGAAGAUUUGACUGCAGACCAUGGGUCAGCCAGACCUAUGCCACCACCACGGUUGGUCAGGCAGGCAUCGCAAGGGGACAGGCAGAGAAAUAAGCCUGAGAACCAGCUGUACUGAACAUAGCCAAAGGAGAACUAUUGAUAAUAAACCAUGGACAUACUGAAUUAGGAUUCUAAACGAUCUGAUCAGACUGUGGGAUCCAUUAAAAUAACAAAACAAGCCUCCAUCUGGGUCUAACCACUUCCAUUUGAGUUAAGUCAACUACAUUAACUAAGCGAAAGGAAUACUGCAGCAAUUGCAAUGUUAAAGAUAGAAAAAAUAAUGUAUCUCUUUUACAAAUAACUUAUGGCAAUGCUUUAAUUUAAUUACAUUAUUUCCACUGUUAAAAUAGUAUGGAAAUGUGCCUUAUCACAUCAUCUCUCAUGGAACCAAGUCACGAAGGUUCAAUACCCAGUUUUCCAUUGAAAUCAUUGUUGAAAGUCCAGUGAUGAACAGAUUCUUAAAAAUACCCCCAAACUUUUGUAUCAUUUCAGAUUUUAUUUAUAGUCAAUAAUACUUGUUUUAACCAGAGCUUCAACAUGAAUACCACUGAAAAUUGCACAAUGCACCUAUCAUAUAGACUUCUAAAGAAGAAUAAAUAUAUUCCUGAAGCCUAGUUUGCUCGAAGACCUCUGAUGCAGAAAAAGAGAAAGAAGAGAAGAAACAAGCUGUAGGGGAAUUGCAAAUAAGGCUUAUAAAAAGGACUUGCAACAAAGACCUGAAUAGCUUGAAUUUUUACUUUCUGAAUUUUUGGCAAUAUGUUACCUUUGAAAGGUACUAAGGAUCACCAAAGAAAAACUGAAUUACCUUGGCUUUCACUUAUGUCAGCAAGAACUGAGAGCGCUUAGCAGGACACCAGAAGGCCUAAAACCAGAAAACUUCAAGUGGAUAAAUAAUGUUUUGAAUCAAAAUUGCUUUUUUGCACCUUAGUUACUUGGUUGCAAUGUAAUGCAAACACAGCAGUAGAAUAGUUGCAGAGCACUGCACGUAGACAAAGCAAGCAGUCUCCUGUUUGAGUCAGGGACCACUGAGACUCAAGAAAGCUCAUGCUUGUGACCCUGGUUAAUUUGUUUUUCUUGUUGUUUCCUCAUCUGUAAGAGGGGAAAGGUAAUCUUUUCUUUGUCU